CGUCAGGCCAGGACAUGUGUGUUUGUUGACAUGAAGUUGUGGGUGUAUCUCCUCACAAUCACUUUUUGCAGCUUCUUAAGGUGACUCUUAUAUCACUCGGGUCUUCUAUUGAUUUAUACUGGCAAGAUAAGCAGUUCUUCGGUGAGACUUACUUUUCAAGUCAAAGUGAAUAUUUGAAGGAUAGAUGGGUGCAUACUGUGUCCACAAUUUGAAAACUUAUAUGAUGUAGCAGCGAUUGUGACACUUUAAUAAUAACUUAAAAUAAUCUCUGAUAUAUAAUGUAAUAUAGAAAAAAUCUUAAGGUGUAAUGUUGCUUAAAUUUAAGUACCAUCUUACAUAGAAACUGUAUAAAGAUGAAUUUUUAAAUUUCUAUGGUUCAGUUGUUAACAAGUAAACUCACUGGCGUUGAAGUAGAGAAUCCUGUGUUUUUUUGCACAGCAGUAUGAAAAAACUUAUGUAUUGAAUAUGAAUAAUGUACAGGAGAAAUUUGCUGCAAAGCAGUACAUCAACAUGCAUGUAAUUUUACACAAUGGUAAUGAAUAUUUUCAGUGUGGAGAUUGUGGGGAAUUAUUUGCAGAGAAAGAAAAUUUGCAAGCUCAUGCACUCUUGCACAGUAGUGAGAAAAGGAACUUGUGCAAUUUGUGUGGGAAGCAGUUCACACGUAAAAGUGAUUUAAGUAGACAUCAUCUAAUUCACAGUGGUGAAAAAAAAUGCAAAUGCAAUGAAUGUGGGAAACUUUUUACACGUACAAGUGAUUUAAACCGGCAUAUACUAAUGCACACUGGCGAGAAAAAGCACUUGUGCAAUGAAUGUGGCAAACGAUUCACCCGCAAAAGUGACCUCAACAGGCACUUUUUGGUACAUAACAGUGACAAAAGGUGUGAAUGUGAAGAAUGUGGAAAGUUUUUCACUCAAGAGGAAAGCUUGAAAAUACAUAUGCUUGUGCAUAGUGAAUCAAAAACAUUCCAGUGUGAAGAAUGUGGAGAAUUAUUUAGAGACAGUAAUAGCCUGAAAGUACAUAAAUUUUUGCAUACUGGGGAAAAGCCUCACAAAUGCAGUGAGUGUGAGAAACAAUUCACUCGUAAGAGUGACCUGAACAGACAUGCAUUAAUUCACAGUGGAGAGAAAAAAUACAAAUGUAGUGAGUGUGAAAAGCAGUUUAUUUUCAAAAAUGAACUUAACAGCCACAUGCUUGUACAUUGCGCAGAGAGAGAUUACAAGUGUGAGGAGUGCAGUAAACGCUUCGUUUGUAAUUCCAAGUUAAAGAGGCAUAUGCUUGUUCACACAGGUGAAAGGAAUUACCAGUGCGAGGUAUGUGAGAAGCGAUUCAAUUGUAAUUCAAAACUUAAGCGUCACAUGCUGAUCCACAGUGGAGAAAAAAACUACAAGUGUGAGCAGUGUGGUAAACGGUUCAGCUGUAAUUCCAAACUCAAGAGGCACGUGUUUGUGCACAAAGGAGAAAAGGCAUAUAAACCAAGAGGAAAAAAAUUUUGUGAUAACUUUUCUCCUAGCUGUUCCUUCAUAAUGCCUCAAGCAGUCAGUGAUGUAUUUGUAAUGGCAGAGCCAGUUAACACACAAGUUUUUGUGAAGGAAGAAAAAUUAGAUGAUUGCGUGUUUGUAAACAAAAUGGAAUUCCAUUAGCAGUAGUGUUAUUUUAAACUAAAAAAAUGUAUACUUUAUACUAGUAGGGGUUAUAGCAGGAAUAAAAUAUAUGUGACAGAUUUGCUAUUAAAUAUAUUUAAAGAUACUGCAAUUUAUUUUAUAAAUGAAACCACUUUUUUUUUUAAUUGUUUAUAAUCCUUUUAAUUUAGUUGUUAACGGGAACUGACAUAAGGUAUUUUAUUGCCCCACAUUAGUGUAUUGACCUUAUCAACCUUGACAUGAAUUACUAAAUUCAUGACUACCUGAAGCUUUGCUCCAUUCAUAAUUAAUUACAGGCAACCCCCACACACAACCUCGUUGGUUUUGUGAAAGUUAUUAGAAGUCAGACUGUUAUUUCCCAUAGACACAGUGCUAUAAAUGGGAGGUUU
Cherax quadricarinatus is the source of this 2030-nucleotide messenger RNA. Its product is annotated as zinc finger protein 708. NCBI's taxonomy places the organism in Eukaryota, Metazoa, Arthropoda, Malacostraca, Decapoda, Parastacidae. The record is from RefSeq and is a predicted model, not a curated record.